Molecule: messenger RNA, 1037 nt
Organism: Cryphonectria parasitica EP155
Lineage: Eukaryota; Fungi; Ascomycota; Sordariomycetes; Diaporthales; Cryphonectriaceae
Exons: 1
Coding region: 67-903 (278 amino acids)
Source: RefSeq, a predicted model, not a curated record
CCCUGAUGCCUCGCCACCAGCAGGUCCGUCCCUCACUUUCCCAAGGCACAUGACUUUGCGAUCAUCAUGUCUGAACCACACGCACCGCUACCAACUCAUUCACGUUCGGCGCGGCAGGCCUCUACCCGCACCACGAGGCGUGAGCAAUACCCACCUUCAACUCAUUCCAACAGGCACUAUCCGCAGCGCAAUGCUUCGAGUCGCACCAACACGAGCGCCAGGACCCUGUCAAGGGACCCUAGCUUCGACGCGGUUCCUCGACGGCCGACCAAUGGCCUGCAAAGGGUCGAGACGGUGCAGACACAAUACAUGGAGAUGCUCCUCAGCCUAGACAAGAUCCCCAGGUUCCACAAUAUUCUGGCUUCUUUCUUCGGGUGGCUGCUCCUCGCAGGCUUUGUUGUCUUCCCAGGCACAUUCACAAACAUCCAGGAACUCUCGGCAGACCCGACUCUGGCUGGACACCCAGACGCCGCUGCGAUAUUGAACGAUGUCCAGAACCUCCCGCUGGUGAUUGUUGCCGCCAUCGUCUGCGGCAUAGGAACCUUCGGUCUUAUCUGGCUUGCUGUGUGCUGGCGUACGAAUUACGUCUGGUUGCUGAACAAGAUCUUUCUUCCUGGUGCGACCAAUGCGGUAGCUGGUCUGAUCUCCACGCUCAUCGCCGUGUAUACGCAAAAGGACGGAGAAUGGAGUGUGAUGGCGAAGGCAACAGGUGCUGUCGAGGCUGGAGCCUUGAUAGUUUGUGGCUCGCUCUUCAUCCUUUGCACCUUGAUGCUGCAGUGGGUCAAAAGAAAGCACGCCAAAGAGACGAGGAUGUUCGAGAAGAGCUAUGGAGACGCAGGUAUCCUGGAGAAGACGGGCAAGAAGCUCAUGGCACCCGCCGUGGAGCCGCAGAGUGUGAUCUGAAAACAGAAGAAAUGAAGGAAGCCUGCUGGUCAGGCUUUGGGAUCUAUUUUUGUUUCCUUUGUAGUUUGAUACCCGGAGCGCCGAUACUUGUGAGAAAGCGUACAAGUUAAUGAUAUGAUGUUGUUCAAAAUUCU